UCCCUCGCUCGUUUUCUCUCUUUGGCCGGCAUUGUUUGAUUUCCUGUUAUUAUUGUUUGAAUGGCAUAUUAUUCGUUAAUUUUUAGGCUUUUGUUUGAUUUCCUGAUAUUAUUGUUGUUCAAAUUUAAUAAGAGGUAAUAUUUAGUUAAGGAUGAGGGUUUGAUUAUUGUUUUCCUGAUAUAUUGUUUGAUUUCCUGAUAUGAGGUUGUGUGUGUGAAAUUUUAGGCAUUGGAUUUGUGGGUCUGUUCUUUUAUAUCUUAUUUUUUUUACAAAGUGGAAACAUCCUCUCUCCUAGAAGGGGGAGUAGCAGGGCGAAUGGCCAUGGUGCUGUGUUCUUCUUAUUUUAUUUUUAUUUUUCUUGUUGGAUUUGUGGAGGUGAGAUUGAAUAGCUUUGGUGGUGAAAUGGGUAAUGGGGGAAAGAACCUGCGUAUUGAGAUGUUAAUGUCUUUGAAUUGGUCCUUGUUUUUAAUCUUCUAGGUGUUUUAGCGGGGGAGGGAUGGAUUUAGCCGUGUGAUUUGUUGAUAGGUAUUUUUAUUUUUAUUUGUUUUUAAUCUUCUAGGUUUUUUUAUUUUUUAUUUUUAUUUGAAAAGGUUUUAUGAUAAAACAGCUAGAAACCUGCAACCCAGCUUACUGCAGGAAACAACAAAACCCCAAAACAAGUCUUAACAGAAGACCAAAACAGAACAAAACAGAGCUCUUAAUUUGUUUUUUUAGAACCAUUUGUUUGAUAACAAACAUUUUCUCUAGAAAUAAAGAGCGAAAUUAAUUGUUUACUUUUUGGCCUGCUUUCCUCUUAAGCAGAACAUUUCUGUUUGUGACAAGUUAUUACUUAAGUUAGUUCCAUUAAUUUACUUUUUUCAGUUUUUUAUAAACCUUUUCCGCUUAGAACUCAAGAGUGUUUUUUUAAUAGUUUUGUCUUAAGUGGUCUUACUGUGAUUUUCUGUGAGGUGUAUGAGCAAUAAACCCAUUAAUAGUUGUAUGAAAUGUCAUACAUACGAAGCUUAUAUAUUUUUUUAGUUGGGACUUUGGUUGCUUUAUAUUCAUUGAUUAGUUAAUUAAUUUCAGCUCCCUAUUUUUACCAAAUCACUAAUGUAGUUAAAUCAGUGAAAAGAAAAUAAUAAACUCUCAAGUACCCUCCAAAUUUAGAAUGAUCCGUAAAUUCAUAAACCUUUUAGAACUUUUUUGUUUGUUUUUGUUUAUGUUAAUUGAAAAGAGUUGUACCCAACUAAAAGCAUAUAUAGGCUGCAAAGUGCAAACCCAAAAAGAAUGUAAAACUAAAAUUUAAUUGGGUGCCACCCAAAACAUAAUAAAAACAUAUUGUCUAAUGUGGGUGAUAAUUCAAUUGGGUGCCACCCAAAACAUAUUGUCUCCCUACAAUUAAGAUGCUACAAAAAUCUGAUGGGGCAAAAUGGGUUGUAUAGAAACUGAUGGGGCAAAAUGGGCAAAAUGGGCUAUCUUCCUCCUAAGGCUAUGUGAUUAAUGGAAGUUCGAGAUCAUGUGGACUACAAGGGCCGGACCAGUUUAUUUUACUCUUUUUGAGACAUACGGCCCAAGCCUGUUAGCCAAUCCUAUUUUUUAAUUUAGGUCUCUUAAUUUGGAAUUUUAGGUAAGCUGCCCUCGUCUGAGCCAUCAAAUUCCAAGAAUAGGAUUCUCCUGAUCAUUUCAUUGAAUCUAUUUUAUAGUUAAAAUUUCAUUGAAUCUAUUUUAUAGAUGCAGCCCAAAUGAACUAUUAAAAACUUUUCCAUAGGCCCAUUUGCACAUUUUUAUGUGAAAUAAGUUUGUGGUUUGAGAUUUUGCAUUGGCAUGCAAUAUCCUUGUUCCAAAAGUUAGUUUCCUUGUGUGUGUUAGUGUGUAUGACUUAUGGGCUCUCGUAUUUUCUUCUCCUCUCAAACAUUUUUGCUGCGGUGGCAACCAGCCGGCUUUAUAAACCUUUUGGACCCAUUAGUGUUCCACACUAGUAAAAACCACUUACACUGUUCCCAUGCAUAACUACAAGCCCAUCACAUAACAAUUAACGUAGUGAUUUGGUAACUUGGAGCUGAAAGGGAGCAGCACAAGAUAGAUAUGGCUGCACAGUUGGCACAGCAGAGGUCUGAGAUUACUGCAGAGUUUAACGCACUUAUGGCUGCACAGAUGGCGGCGUAUGAGGCCCGACUUCGUGUGCUUGAGAGCUCGAGACAUGUCUCCGAGCCAGAGGUGACCAAUGUUAGAGCUCCGCCAGACUUAGAAUCCCCAGUCCGUGCGAUUGCGAGGUCCUCAGUAGCUAGCGGACCAGAUGACGUAAGGCUAGAAGCUGAGGAUGACAAUCAAAACGAACACCCACAACGGACCCCGAGUGGACAAAAGUCUUGUUUAUCAAGACAUUGUACCACUGGUUCAGCAAGCCCUGAGUGCGGAGAAGUCGACCCGUUAUGAUGGUGUUCACCAGAUUUUUUGUUGGGGUGUUUAUACGUAAUGUACUCGAGAAUCACUUAACUUGUAUGUUUAAGGUUUUGUUAAUGUAUAUGUAUAUAGUUAUAAUUUAUUUGUGGACAAUGACGUAAUAUACAACAAUGUUGUUGUAUAUAUAUAUAUCAAUUUUUGUGGACAUGAAAUGGAUAUAUGUUGUGGGGAAUGUUGGGAUAGGACUUGAGAAAUGGAUGUAUGUUGAUAGCAAUUGAUGAUGUAU
This is a messenger RNA of Corylus avellana, 2668 nucleotides long. RefSeq lists its product as uncharacterized. The record is from RefSeq and is a predicted model, not a curated record. NCBI's taxonomy places the organism in Eukaryota, Viridiplantae, Streptophyta, Magnoliopsida, Fagales, Betulaceae.